Hypomesus transpacificus is the source of this 2346-nucleotide messenger RNA. It is a transcript of the gene nup58, whose product is annotated as nucleoporin 58. The record is from RefSeq and is a predicted model, not a curated record. Gene Ontology annotation, biological process: nucleocytoplasmic transport. Gene Ontology annotation, molecular function: structural constituent of nuclear pore. Gene Ontology annotation, cellular component: nuclear pore. The transcript has 11 exons. Lineage: Eukaryota; Metazoa; Chordata; Actinopteri; Osmeriformes; Osmeridae. The coding region runs from base 319 to 2211 and encodes 630 amino acids.
ACACAUUGAAGCUGGGAAGCGCGGAAUCGGAACAUCAGCGCAGGACCAGGGGACGUUUUUUACUCUCACCUUAAAGUUUAAACGUUAAAUGUUACUUAUAAAUACUGUUUGUAAAGUUAAUAAUGAUUCAAAGUCCAAGACUAAAUAGCUAAAUCGCUUGUUUUAGCUAACAAUAGGAAGCUUUCAACUAUGAAAACAAGCGGCUAGCCAUCAAGGACUACAUCAGCAAGAACGAACUGGCAGGCUAUCUCCUAGCCAGGCCGAUGAGCUAGUUAACGCGUUAGAUCGGUCAUUUGAAUGUGUGCCUCUACCUGAAAUAUGUCGGGAUUCAACUUUGGAAAUACUGGGACCCUCGGGUCCACCAUUACUGGCGGGGGAUUCUCGUUCGGAGCAGCUGCAAGUACCCCUGCUGCCGCUGGCACGGGGGGAUUCACCUUGGGGACUGCACUCGGUGCCGCUGCCCCGGUUUCCGCUGCUACAACCACCACCGCUGCUAUGGGGGGGCUGGGGGGCGGUCUAUUCGCUCAAAAACCGGCUACCGGGGGCUUCUCCUUCAACACACCAGUGGCAGGUGCAACCGCGCCUGCAACCGGCCUUUCAUUAAGCAUCCCCUCCUCCACGGCCGCCUCCACGGGCUUCAGCCUGGCCUUUAACAAGCCCUCCGCCUCGGCCACCCCCUUCUCCCUCACCGCCUCGUCCACGGCGCCCAUGGGGGGAGGCCUGACGCUGGGCUCGGUCCAGACCUCCGCCGCCCCGCAGGUGGCCAACGCCGGCUUCGGCCUCAGCCUCGGGGGAGCGGUUUCGAGCGCGGCGCCCGUGUCCAUGGGCCUGACGCUGGGCUCCAGUCUGUUCCCCAGCACGAUGGCCAGCGGCCUGGGGCAGGCUUUCCCCGGGGCAGGGGGCUUGACGCUGGGCUCCCUGGUCGCCACCUCGGCCCCCAGCCUCGGGCUGGGCGGAGUUGACUUCAGCACGUUGUCGGAGAAGAAGAGCGACAAGCUGUCCGGGGCCCGUCCCGAGGACAGCAAAGCGCUGAAAGACGAAAACCUGCCGCCGGUCAUCUGCCAGGACGUCGAUAACUUCCAGAAGUUUGUGAAGGAGCAGAAGCAGGUGCAGGAGGACAUCAGCAGGAUGUCGUCCAAGGCCAUGGCCAAGGUCCAGGACGACAUCAGGAGCCUGAAGAAGCAGCUGUCGCUCAGCACCAGCGGCCUGCAGAGGAACGCCCUUGCCAUCGACAAGCUGAAGAUGGAGACGGCACAGGAGCUGAAGAACGCUGACAUCCCUCUCCGGACCCAGAAGACCCCCCCUGGGCUCCAGCAUGAGAACACGGCUCCUUCGGAUUAUUUCCGGGGCCUGGUGGAGCAGUUUGAGGUCCAGCUGCAGCAGUACAGACAACAGAUUGAGGAGUUGGAGAACCACCUCACGACACAGGGCAGCGGAGCACACAUCACCCCCCAGGACUUGUCCCUGGCCAUGCAGAAGCUCUACCAGACGUUCGUGGCCUUGGCUGCCCAGCUGCAGUCUGUACACGAGAAUGUAAAGAUCCUGAAGCAUCAGUACCUGGCGUACCGCCGGGCCUUCCUGGAGGACUCCACCGAUGUGUUCGAGUCCAAGCGCCAGGCCAGCAGGAAGUGGCAGAGCUCCCACCGCCUCACCACCGGCCCCGCCCCCUUCAGCAGCGUCCCCAACGCGGCGGCGGUCGCCAUGGCGGCCACGCUGAGCCAGCAGCAGCAGCCCGCUCCAGGGUCUCAGGUGCCCCUGGGGGCUGGCUAUGGAAACCCCUUAGCCUGGGGAGUGGGCCCUAGCUUGGGUUCGUCAGGCCUCGGAGGUACCAGCUCUCCCUCCUGCUGUCCUCCUCGCCCCUCCCACACACUAACCCCUCCGCGUCUUUCUCGCUCGCUCUUUCUUUCGCUCGUUCUCUGGCUCUCUCCCCUUCGUUUUCCUUUCUCUCCCUUUCUCUAUCUCUUCUCGCCUCCCUCGUAUCUUAGCUGUUCUGUGGUAGUGAAUAGAAGUUGUGUGCGUGUGUGUGUGUACGAGCACCGUGCCACUUUAAAGGUUUGCAGUGUAUCAGGGUGUGAGAGGGAAGCAGCCUGUCAGGUGUGGUCGGGGGCGGGUCCCCUCUACAGCUCCCUUUUGCCAUUGGGCCCUGCUCUCUCGCUCUGCUCUCCGAUUGGUCUCUUCUGCUGCCUCUCACCCUUGCACGUUGAGCUCUAACCAUGUGUGGCGCUGGCUUUGGCCUUUUCUGGCCAAUGCUAGAUGGUGACGUGUGUCUGUUUUCGGUCUUAUUGGGUGUGUGAGAGGAAGGUGUGUGUGUGUGUGUACCGUGGCUAAGCUCGCUCUCUCUCCCUC